This is a messenger RNA of Arachis stenosperma, 1642 nucleotides long. Its product is annotated as peptidyl-prolyl cis-trans isomerase CYP40-like. Gene Ontology annotation, biological process: protein peptidyl-prolyl isomerization; protein folding. NCBI's taxonomy places the organism in Eukaryota, Viridiplantae, Streptophyta, Magnoliopsida, Fabales, Fabaceae. The transcript has 9 exons. Bases 207 to 1292 code for a protein of 361 amino acids. Gene Ontology annotation, molecular function: protein binding; peptidyl-prolyl cis-trans isomerase activity. The record is from RefSeq and is a predicted model, not a curated record.
CAAACCUAGUGACCAACCAUGUUUAGGAACAUAGGAGGGAGGGUGAAUGGGGUGAAUCCAAAGUCCAAAUAAUAAUAUUAAGUGGUGAUUUCCUAAGCAUCUCCAAUGCAUUCAUUAUUCAAUUUUCAAUUCCUUUUCACACACACCCCGAUUGGUUUUGAAAAACACAGAAAGAAAGAGAAGACUUGAGAGAGAGAGAGAGAGAGAUGGGAAGAAGAAGGUGCUUCUUGGACAUAAGCAUAGGUGAAGAGCUUGAAGGAAGGAUAGUGGUUGAGCUCUUCAACGACGUCGUUCCCAAAACUGCUGAGAAUUUCAGAGCUCUCUGCACCGGCGAUAAGGGCAUUGCUCCCAACACCGGAGUCCCCCUCCAUUUCAAGGGGUCAUGCUUUCAUCGUAUUAUUAAGGGUUUUAUGAUCCAAGGAGGCGAUAUUUCUGCUGGAGAUGGUACUGGAGGAGAAUCUAUAUAUGGACUGAAGUUUGAAGAUGAAAAUUUUGAAUUGAAGCAUGAAAGGAAAGGGAUGCUAUCAAUGGCAAACUCUGGUCCAAAUACGAAUGGGUCUCAGUUCUUUAUCACCACUACUCGAACUUCUCAUCUAGAUGGUAAGCAUGUUGUAUUUGGGAAAGUAGUUAAGGGAAUGGGAGUGGUCCGUUCGAUUGAGCAUGUUACUACCGGAGAUGAUGACCGUCCCACUCUUGAUGUGAAAAUUGUGGAUUGUGGAGAAAUUCCUGAAGGAGAAGAUGAUGGAAUCUCCAACUUUUUCAAAGAUGGUGAUACUUAUCCUGAUUGGCCAGCAGAUCUUGAUGAGAGUCCUAAUGAACUUGAAUGGUGGACGGAAUCUGUUAACAACAUUAAAACUUUUGGUAACGAUUAUUACAAGAAACAAGAUUACAAAAUGGCUCAAAAGAAGUAUCGAAAGGCUUUGCGCUACCUAGAUAUUUGUUGGGAAAAAGAGGGGAUUGAUGAAGAGAAAAGUUCAGGUUUGAGAAAGACGAAGUCUCAGAUUUUUACAAACAGCUCUGCUUGUAAAUUGAAAUUAGGCGAUCUCAAAGGAGCAUUGUUGGAUACCGAAUUUGCAGUGCGUGAUGGAGAGAAUAAUGCCAAAGCUUUGUUCCGCCAAGGUCAGGCAUACAUGGCACUCCAUGACAUUGAUGCUGCCGUUGAAAGCUUUAAGAAGGCAUUGACCUUGGAGCCAAACGAUGCUGGAAUAAAAAAGGAACUUGCUGCUGCGAGGAAGAAGAUAGCUGAUAGGCGCGAUAAAGAGAAAAAGGCAUAUAGCAAGAUGUUCCAAUAACAUUUGCUAUGCCUCUGCCAGUCAAUCCAGGUCCAAGGAGCAUUGUAUACAAAAUAUUAAAACAGGCUUGCAUUCAUUGUUGCUAAAUGUAUUAGGAAUGAGGCUCAGAGGAAAUAAGUUGAUACUGGAUUGGUAUCUUGAUGAAUUUUUUAGCCAAAAUUUUUAGUCAACCAUUUUUUUUUCUUUUUGCAGAGAACUCAACUCAUUAUUUGGUGGUUAUUAUAGCUAUGGAAAUGUUGGUUAUCCGAUGGACCAGUGAGAAAGCUUUACUUGUGAUUUUGUUUUGAUAUUUGUAAUUAGGUACUUACACUCAAAAAGAGAGUAAUAUAGCACCUCUAUUGGUUAUUCAA